Messenger RNA from Opisthorchis viverrini, 5588 nucleotides. RefSeq lists its product as hypothetical. Gene Ontology annotation, biological process: DNA-templated transcription. Bases 48 to 5588 code for a protein of 1846 amino acids. The transcript has 3 exons. The record is from RefSeq and is a predicted model, not a curated record. Gene Ontology annotation, cellular component: RNA polymerase II, core complex. Lineage: Eukaryota; Metazoa; Platyhelminthes; Trematoda; Opisthorchiida; Opisthorchiidae. Gene Ontology annotation, molecular function: DNA binding.
ACAGUCUGACCACAGGCGCUAACGGAGUUAGCCCAAUCGCUCUUGGAAUGGCUCCCAUGGCGGGCGGUGGACCCCCGCUGAGGGAUGUUAAGGCACUCCAAUUCGGAAUUCUCAGUCCAGAUGAAAUAAAAGAAAUGUCAGUCACGAAUGAUGGCGGGAUCAAGUAUGCGGAAACCAUGGAGGGUGGAAAGCCUAAAAUUGGGGGUUUGAUGGAUCCUCGCCAAGGAUGUGUGGAUCGCGGUUCAAUAUGCCAGACAUGUAGUGGAAACGUAUCCAAUUGUCCUGGGCACUUUGGACACGUCGAAUUGGCGAAACCAGUUUUCCACAUUGGCUUCAUGAAGAAGACUUUGAAGCUCUUACGAUGCGUUUGUUUUCAUUGUUCGAAGAUCCUCGUUGAUGUUCAGUCACCUCAAAUACAAGAGAUUCUUAGGAAAACCAAAAACGACAACCGACGUCGGAUGAUGUUCAUGUACGAAGAGUGCAAAAGUCGCACAGAAUGCCUGUCGAACGAAGAUCAGAAUGGAGGAGAAAGUGACACGUUAGAAAACAAAACAAAGCGGGCAGGCUGUGGACGUUAUCAGCCGCGCUUUCGUAGGAUCGGCUUAGAGCUGACCGCCGAAUGGAAGAAAAUCAACGAAGAGUCGCAAGAGCGAAAGAUUACUUUGACAGCAGAGCGCGUCUUGGAAGUGUUCAAACGAAUUUCCGAUGAAGAUUGCUUGUCACUGGGUUUCGAUCCGCGCUAUGCCCGUCCCGACUGGAUGAUCGUCACUGUACUUCCAGUUCCACCGUUAGCUGUGCGGCCAGCUGUGGUUAUGUACGGUGCUACCCGAAACCAAGAUGACCUGACACACAAAUUAGCUGAUAUCAUCAAAGCUAACAACCAGCUCCGUCGUGAUGAACAGAAUGGUGCCGCAUCUCAUAUACUUGCCGAAGAUAUUCGAAUGCUACAAUUUCACGUAACGACUAUGACUGAUAACGACGUACCGGGUUUACCAAAGGCAAUUCAAAAAUCAGGGCGUCCAUUGAAAUCCAUCAAAACGCGUUUGAAAGGCAAAGCUGGCCGGAUUCGAGGCAACCUGAUGGGGAAGCGCGUCGAUUUUUCCGCACGUACAGUCAUCACAGCUGACCCGAAUUUGAAUCUCGACCAAGUGGGUGUUCCACGGACAAUUGCGCAAAACCUAACCUAUCCGGAAAAUGUCACACAGUUCAAUAUUGAUCACCUCCAGAAGCUUGUUCAGAACGGUACCCUGUAUCCAGGUGCGAAAUUUAUUGUUCGUGAAAAUGGUGAUCGCAUUGACCUUCGCUACCACCCAAAAGUGGCCGAUCUUACGCUCCAAGUCGGUUAUGUUGUUGAACGGCAUAUGCUGAACGAUGAUUAUGUUAUUUUCAACCGACAGCCUACGCUUCACAAAAUGUCCAUGAUGUGCCAUCGAGUUAAAGUGCUUCCUUGGUCGACGUUUCGUUUGAAUCUGUCAGUUACCUCACCAUACAAUGCUGAUUUCGAUGGUGAUGAAAUGAAUCUACACUUGCCCCAGUCUGUUGAGACUAAAGCUGAAAUCAGUCAGCUGGCUCGCGUUUCUCGGUUGGUUAUCACUCCACAGGCCAACAAACCCGUCAUGAGUAUUGUGCAGGACACACUGACGGCCGUAAACAAAAUGACACAACGGGAUGUCUUCCUCAAUCGCGCUGAAAUGAUGAAUCUCCUCAUGUACCUGCCCACGUGGAACGGCCGUAUGCCGAAACCGGCAAUAUAUAAACCACAACGCUUGUGGACCGGAAAGCAGCUGUUUACUCUGAUCAUUCCCGGCCGCGUGAACUGUAUUCGAACUCACAGUACCCAUCCGGAAGACGAAGAUGGCGGACCUUACCGCUGGAUUUCCCCUGGCGAUACUAAGGUGAUUGUCGAUGAUGGUGAUUUGAUUGCAGGUAUUCUGUGCAAAAAGACGCUUGGCUCUGGUUCAGGUUCACUCAUCCAUAUCGUUGCCCUGGAACAUCACCACGAGCAGGUCAGUAUGUUUUUCAACAACAUUCAAACAGUGGUUAAUAACUGGCUGCUGAUUGAAGGACACACUAUCGGCAUCGCUGAUACACUGUAUGAUCAAGCCACUCGACGACAAAUUGGUGAAACCAUUACCAAAGCGAAAGAUGCCGUCUUCGAGAUAAUUGACCAGGCACACAACUAUGAUUUACAACCCACACCUGGGAAUACUCUACGUCAGACGUUUGAAAAUAGUGUGAACAAGAUUCUCAAUGAUGCUCGCGAUAAAACCGGAAGCUGCGCCCAGCGAUCGCUUUCAAAGUAUAACAACUUCAACAUUAUGGUGGUAGCUGGCUCUAAAGGCUCCCGCAUUAACAUCUCUCAGGUUAUUGCUUGUGUCGGUCAACAAAACGUGGAAGGAAAACGUAUACCUUUUGGAUUCCGUCACAGGACACUACCUCAUUUCAUUCAGGACGAUUAUGGUCCCGAAUCCCGUGGGUUCGUGGAGAACUCCUAUCUCGCUGGCUUGACGCCCACUGAAUUCUUCUUCCACGCCAUGGGCGGUCGCGAAGGUCUGAUCGACACUGCUGUGAAAACGGCCGAGACGGGUUACAUACAGCGGCGUCUGAUAAAAGCGAUGGAGUCCGUUAUGGUUAAAUACGAUGGAACGGUGCGCAAUCAGAUAAACCAACUUAUCCAACUUCGCUAUGGAGAAGACGGACUUGACGCGACUCAUGUUGAAUUUCAAAGACUGCCGACAUUCAAACCAUCUCACGCAGCUUUCGAGCAUGGAUUCCGUUUUGAUAUUGGCAAUGAACGGGCCCUGAGGCGAUGUAUGCCGGAGGACGUAGUUCGGAGUUUGGCCACAGAUUCGCAAACUCAGGCUGAAUUGGAUGCAGAGUGGAUGCAGCUAUGCACUGAUCGCGAGACUCUACGUUCUAUCAUACGCAAAACAGAUGAUACUGUGGUUUUACCAUGCAAUAUUAACCGGCUUGUUAUGAAUGCUCAGAAAAUUUUUGAGAUAGACCCUUUGUCGAAAACAAAUGUACACCCGAGGCAGGUCGUAGAAAUGGUCCGAGAAACCUGCAAACGCCUUGUGGUCGUACCCGGUGACGACCGGUUAAGCCGAGAGGCCAACGCCAACGCAACUUUGCUUAUGGGUGCACUGAUUCGUUCGUCAUUGUGCGCGAAGAAGGUGAUCAACGAAUACCGUUUGAGUUAUGAAGCGCUUGAUUGGGUCCUGGGUGAAAUUCGAGCCCGUUUCCAACAGGCGCAGAUUCAUCCUGGGGAAAUGGUCGGAGCACUGGCGGCACAGUCUCUGGGUGAGCCCGCCACACAAAUGACGCUGAAUACUUUCCACUACGCUGGUGUGUCCGCGAAAAACGUCACCUUGGGCGUACCACGAUUGAAGGAAAUUAUCAACGUGAGCAAAAAGCCAAAGACUCCUUCUAUGACAAUCUACUUAACAGGUCCAGCAGCACGUGAUGCUGAACGAACGAAAGACGUUGUAGCACGUUUGGAGCAUACCACUCUUCGUCGUUUGGUGAACAGUACCUAUAUUUACUAUGACCCCGAUCCGAAAAAUAGCGUCGUUGAGGAGGAUAGGGAGUGGGUAUCUACCUACUAUGAGCUACCUGACUUUGAUGUCAACGCCAUCAGUUCGUGGAUGCUUCGUAUCGAGUUCGCACGAAAAGGGAUGACGGGUAAAAAGUUAUCUAUGGAGCAAAUUUCGGAUAAAAUAACGCGCGCAUUCGGUAACGAUUUGAUCUGCCACAUCCCAGAUGAUAACCUAAAAUUGGUGAUGCGCAUACGAAUAAUGAACAGUGACCUCGAGAAGGAUUUGAAAGAAGCCGAUACCACAUCUGAUAAGAUGGAGGACGAUACUUUCUUGCGGUUCAUCGAAGCCAAUCUACUCUCAGAUAUUACGCUACAAGGUAUCCCACAGAUCACAAAAGUUUAUAUGCACAGGCCGCAGACGCAAGACAAAAAGCGGGUGGUUAUCAAAGAUGAUGGAAGUUUCGAUGCUGUGGCUGAGUGGAUGUUAGAGACUGAUGGCACCUGUUUGAUGAGGGUGUUGGCGGAGCGAGAUGUGGACCCCACACGCACUGUCAGCAAUGACAUCGUUGAGAUCUUCGAAGCGCUUGGUAUUGAGGCUGUACGUAAAGCAAUCGAGUGUGAAAUGUAUCACGUCAUUUCUUUCGAUGGGUCAUAUGUAAACUACCGACAUUUGGCAUUACUAUGUGACAUUAUGACAGUUAAAGGUCACCUUAUGGCAAUUACUCGUCACGGACUAAACCGGCUUGACACAGGUGCCCUGGCACGUUGCAGUUUUGAGGAAACAGUAGAUAUCUUGAUGGAUGCAGCAACGCACGCGGAAUGUGAUCCAAUGGCGGGUGUUUCAGAAACAAUAAUGCUGGGCCAGCUGGCAAAGAUAGGCACUGGAUGUUUUGAUUUACUGUUAGACUCUGCAAAAUGUCAAGAAGCUCAACCUAUUCCACUGGCAGGUGUGGUUGGUAUGGGGUUAUUCAACGCUCCAGGGUUUGAGGGGAUAGCUUCUCCAGGCCUCGGACUGAGCAUGGGUCCCGAUGGUCUCCCUGUUCUUGUUGGAGAUAUUGGUUAUCAAACACCUUGGGACAGCGCACAUUCUCCGGCAGGUUCUAUUGAUGCCUCUCCGAACUAUCGCGGUGCCCUUGGAGGCGCAACAGCACCACAUAGUGCCAUGUUUUCCCCAGCAGUUCGUUACGAUUCCUCACUUUCUCCUGGCCGCAGUCCCCAACUGGAUAGUCCUCGCACACCUGAAGCCUUCUCCCCAGCUGCAUACACCAGCUUUGCAAGUCCUUUAUCACUUGCAGGAACACCACAAACUGAGUUGGGAUCUCCUGGUUCUAGCCCCGGCCAUUCAGGCAGUAUGAGCAGCGGUUCUUUUGGCUACGGUGGCUCAGGCAGUCUUCGAGCAGAUAUUUUCUCUCCAAUUCACAAGCCCUCCUACGCCGGUACUGGGAGUAGCUCUAGUUUCAGUGCAGGAGCUGACAGUAAUUCGCCUACUUUCUCUCUGCAGCAGUCAUACGAACCAAUGUCAGUCGGCUAUACCCAGCGAUCACCUCAUCACCCCAGCUUCUCCGGCUACGGUAUGAUUUCCAGUGGUUCCUACGGGCCAUCCAGUGACUCACCUGACAGCAUAAAUUACUCCUACAGUCCACACAGUCCUAUGCCUACUGGAGGUGGUAGCUCGGCUAGCCGAGAUUAUAUCGGUUGGAGUACGUUACCGGGCUCGGAAACACCUGGUGUUUCGCCCAGCUCACCAUCACCUGGAAUGAGCGCGAGCAGUUUAAGCGGUAGUCGACCGUCUUUCUAUCCCAAUAGCCAACCAGCUUCACCCCUUUCCUUCAAUGCCUCACCAUCUGCUCCUCGAUAUAGCCCCCCUACACUCGCCGGCAGUUCUUCCAUGGAGAGCUACUCCCCUCAGAUGACGACACCUAGUUCUCCAGGUGGGGCACCCAGUGGAACUUUAGGAGGUCCCAGUCAUUCCCCGCUGUCCUAUCCAACAACAUGUUGGUUCUUGUUGGAGAUAUUGGUUAUCAAACACCUUUGGACAGAACCAAGAUGCUAA